Molecule: messenger RNA, 1125 nt
Organism: Saprolegnia diclina VS20
Lineage: Eukaryota; Oomycota; Saprolegniomycetes; Saprolegniales; Saprolegniaceae
Exons: 4
Coding region: 13-1125 (370 amino acids)
Source: RefSeq, a predicted model, not a curated record
ACCUCGUCCACCAUGAGCCUCUCGACGCUUUUCAACGAUUCCAUGUAUUCCGAGGACGACGACGCGCGCUCUGCGAAGGCGCGCGUGGCUCGCAUGGUGCAUGACGCGCAGGCGCAAGCGUGGGCCCAAAGCGUCGGUCUCAGCUUCAUGAACGUGACGUGGGAAGACUGCGCCCGCAGUAAAAACAGCUGCUGGGGCCCCUGCAUCUCCGACAUGACGCUCAUCGUCGAGAAGACGCGCAUGCCGGUCCUCCGCGUGCCCAACUUUGCAGACCCGAUCAUGAGCAUAUCGACCAGCAAGAUCUUUGUCACGGUCGGGAAUGAGUCGCCGUACAGUAGCGCGCCCCGAAGCACGAUUUCGCUCCAAGAGUACCUCGAAAACAUCACCAAGUACACAGAGCUCGAGCACAGCUUGUUUGCGCCUGCCCACGACGACCACGCAGUGGUGAGCACGCAAGCCAGCUUUUUGCCCAUCGAGAAUGAGACCACUGCGUUCCACGUUGGCUUGUACAACUACCAGUCGACUGCGAACGACCCGGCCGUGCUCGUCUUGGUGUGCACGGCCGCCGGCACAAGUGCUCAAGUCAUGACGGAGCGCGACGCGAUCUUGUACAGCAAUGAGCAGGGUCAAAAGCACACGUUUGUGGCCGAGCGCUUGUCGACACACCGCGCCAAGCGGGGCGUCACAUCGAAAGGCGCCAUGACGGCGCGCGAAGAGGCGUGCAACUACGUCAUGAUCGUUCAAAUUCCGCUCCAGCAAAAGCCGCCUCCGCCGCGUCGCCAGUACAGCAACUUGGCGUGCUACCACUGUGAAGAAGAAGAGUGCGAAUUGGGUAGUUUUGAGUCGACGUUCGAGCGGCCCGACGUGGAAGAGGCCAUGGUGAGCCUCGGCGACGCCCUCGGGCCGUUCCCAAAGCUGAGCCAGUUCAGCAAGGUGACCCGCGACGCGCGGUACCCGAUUCGCGUGACGAUCCAGUUCUACCAAGCGACGAGCAACGGCGUCGUGACGCGCGAGAUCGUCGAGCGUCUCUGCGACCGCAUGGAGCAAGUCAAGGCCAACGCUACGUGGUGGGGCUCCCUUGUGUGCAAAGGCGGCUCGUUCUUUGGUGGCGGCAGUGACUACUAG